UCAAAUCUCCAAACUGAAAUGCAUUCAUUGAAGCUGGCCUCACACACACGUGGUCUGGUGCGGUCGUCGCAUUCAUUGGUAGACCGUUUUUUGGGAGAUUGAAAGACACUUGCGAACUGGUUUUCCAGUGUUGACCUUCAUCUUCAACGUUUCAAAAUUACCAUUAUUAUCUUUGGAUGGCACUAAACUGAUUUUUUUCAACUAGAAAAAUGUCCGUUAUCAUAGAAAACAGCCGGCCUAAGAUUUUGGUCCUAUCCAGCGGUGGUGCCGUGGAUUCGGGAACAAAUGCUACCAUUGUUAAUGGUGACGAAUCACUGAUGAAGUCUUUGGAGGAUUCUGAUGUUGUUAUGGAAGAGCCUCCUGCUCAACAACCUUUGCCUAUUGAUAUACCUGAUGAUUCUACUAAAAAAGAAGAAUUGAGUAAUGGGAUUGUGAGGAGUGAGUUGCCUCAGAUCAUUAGCAGCGAUGUGGAAAUGGAAAAUCUAUCAGGCGCUUCUAGUGAAAUCCCUGUUCCUUCCCGUUCUUCCCCAGAAGCGGAGCUGCAGAUAAAAGAACUGCAAGCCGAAUUACUGCGAGAAGAGACCAAGCUUACAUUAAUGAAAAGAAUUUACCAGCUACAAAAUCAACCGGUGAAACAGGAAAAACGGGAAGAAUCAACGGGAGCAGAGCGUAAAGGUCAGCACAGUAAAGCAGCAGCGGCUGUCGUGCUGCAACAGAAUGGCAUCAAAGCCAACAAGAAUCAACCCGAUGGAGCAACAGGGAAAAGUGACAAGCAGUUUGCACGAGAUGCCAGGAAGACACAACCUGUGCUGAAAUAUCAGCAGAAUGCAACGACUGGCCCCGGCUACGGCGGUUAUUCAGGACCUGCCGCGGCAGUUCAGAAUUCGCGCGCGCAGCCAGCGCCACCAACACCCCAGCCUCCUCCGCCUGCACAAAAACCACAACAACACCCUAUUGAAACACUGGAACAGCAGUUCUCUAACGACCGAAUUACUUUGCGGCGUCAGAUGGAAAAAUCCAUAAUGCAGAUUGUACCUCCUAAACCACCUCUUCCUGAUAUAAAUUUCAUCCCCAAUACCGUUUGCCCGGAUUUCGUUGCAUUAUUGGGGAUGGAAUUGGCAGCGAACUAUGCCAUAAAUGGCAAAAAUCUUAUCGAUCAAUCCAGUUAUGUGGAACCUCACCAAUGUCUUAAGUGCGGCGAAGAUGUCUGUCCGUUAUGGAAAGUCGAUGCAGAAAAUCAUCCUACGGUGGUCUGUGAAUCCUGCUACUAUGCAGCAAGGAGUACGGUAUCGCGAACGGGUCAUCUUGACGCUCUUAAAAAAUCGUUCGCAGAUGUUCUUGAUAAGGAGCGCGAUCUGGAACGCUCACACGCAGCGGCGAUGGAAAAAGCCAAAGCGACAGCACCUCCGCGGACGGUAAACAAACCGGCGCCCCUGGUUCCCACCUAUCCCAGCAACGCCAACGUGCGUAGUCAAGUGGCAUCGACCAUCGUCAAUAAUCAUCACGGCGGCACCAACAGUAACAACUCCCACCAUAUUGUGCGCAGCAGUCCCAAGCAGUCGUCUUUCUACAACCAGGCCGCCGGUCUGGCUCCUCACCACAGUCAAUCAGCGGGCCUACGUCCCGCAUCAUCCCUGCCGCCGGCCCCGCCCGCCAGGAAUUCCAGUAAGCCUCCUAUCUCAUCGCCCUACGCCCCGAUGGCCAUGCCGAUUCCUUUUGCCCCCACAUCGACAUCUAACCGACAACAGCAACAUGUUUUGCGUCAGUCCGCCGAUGUCCAGAGGCAGUACCUUUUAGAUAUGAUCUCACGGGCACCAAAGCAGCAGUCGGCGCCGGCUGGAGGGGGGCGCUUGGAGGAAAACUUGACUUGGGCUACGCCAAUUGGUGUUAUGUUUUGGAUUUGUUAGGCAGCCGCUUUUGUGGUUGAAUCCGUUUUUUGCUCGAGCAGAGAAUUUGUGCGUUCCGGUUGGACAUGGUUUGCAUAAAUCGGUUUCUGCCGAGAAGUGAAAACUGGCUGGUUAAGUCAUGGGAAAUGUUGUUUUUAGUCAUAAUCAGUUUGGCUACUUUUUUGGUCGUUUUAAACAAAACUUUACAGUUAUUUGGUAAGGGUUUGCGGACUUUUUUAGUUUUGCUUAAUUGAACUAGCUGGCACAGAACAAUAAAUUAUUGGACAAUUUUGUCAUCAAAAUUGUUUGAAAUGAAUUCUUGCAGGAUGCGGUUUGUUGAAAUUGUACAUCU
Molecule: messenger RNA, 2238 nt
Organism: Paramacrobiotus metropolitanus
Lineage: Eukaryota; Metazoa; Tardigrada; Eutardigrada; Parachela; Macrobiotidae
Product: transcriptional repressor p66-beta-like
Exons: 5
Coding region: 210-1907 (565 amino acids)
Biological process (GO): negative regulation of transcription by RNA polymerase II
Cellular component (GO): NuRD complex
Source: RefSeq, a predicted model, not a curated record